AUGACUUUGUUUUCUGUAGUGGGAGCAUCAAAUUGCUGAAAUCGUUCAACUUGUCUCUGAUGAAAAGAACGCCCGAUCAUACUUGCAGACUGUUGCUAAAGGACUGGUUGAAGAUGUGGAGAGCUUAAGAGCCAGCUCUUCAUCCAUUGGAAAACAAAAAGAAGUUUGGGUUGAAAGGAGGACGCUGAGAAGAGACAAACUUGAGAGAGUUGAGAUGCAGCAGAACUUUGAGAAUGAGCUGAGAGCCAAGCAAAGAGUUGAGGAAGAGCUGACGCACAUAAGAACUCAACUAGCUCACACUGAAAGUGAUGUUGUGCAACUCAAGGCACAGAUUGAGUCACUGCAGAAAGAGAAUGAGAAGCUCAACAAAGAGAAUCAAAAGUAUCGCAUGGGAUUAGGGUCUCGAAAUGACAGUUUUACAACUUCAAUAUUUCACCAUCAAAGCGGGAAUCAACUUGAGACUAGCACUAGAGCCGCACCUCAAAAACCCAAGGUCAUUACUGGGACUGAGAGGGAGGGCACUCAUGAGUUGGUCGUGAGAUCAUUUGAUUCUCCCACCAAAUGUGAUGCAUGUACUAGCGUAAUGUUUGGACUAGUGAGACAAGGAAUGAUGUGCAAAAAUUGCCAGAUGAGUUGUCAUGUUCAAUGUAAAGACAAAGUCCUUGCUACUUGCCCUCUUCCUCCUGGACAAGCUAAAAUGCCUUCAGGUAUUGAUAUUCACCACGGAGUGGGUACCGCUUGUGAGGGUUGGAUUCAAGUCCCUAAACCUGGCGGCGUUAAGAAAGGAUGGACAAGGGCUUAUGCUUUCGUUUGCGACUUCAAAAUAUUCUGCCACGAGCCUUCGAAUGAUGUACACAGUCCUGCGAAUGGGGUAUUCAAUAUAUUUGAUAUAAG
Molecule: messenger RNA, 894 nt
Organism: Amphimedon queenslandica
Lineage: Eukaryota; Metazoa; Porifera; Demospongiae; Haplosclerida; Niphatidae
Product: serine/threonine-protein kinase MRCK beta-like
Exons: 7
Biological process (GO): peptidyl-threonine phosphorylation; actomyosin structure organization
Cellular component (GO): cytoskeleton; cytoplasm
Molecular function (GO): protein serine/threonine kinase activity
Source: RefSeq, a predicted model, not a curated record